AUGGGUUUGGGUCCCAGGAUGUUUAACUGGGUGGUGAAAGUGGUCCCCCAACCCCCCGGGACAAAUGAAGCUGACAACGACCCUGCUGCUGACUGCUCCAAAAACAAAGGAGCAAAGAAUCCUGCAGUGAAAAACAAAGAGGAGGCUUCAGAGGAAAGCCAGGGCCAGGCUGGAGUAAUAGGCUGGCUGUCUAAUGGGUUCGUCAGCUCCCUGCCGCAGCCUGCUAACUCACCUCGACUCAGCAGAUCCAACUCAGAAGCCGUCACAGAGGAUGGAGAAAGGUCUGGCGUGAUAGGCUGGGUGGCUCAGAGUCUGACCAAGGUGCUGCCUCAGCCCGAUGAGAAGUACAGAGAGACUAACGGUCCCGAUGAUGAUGAACACACUGAGGUGUAUGAUGUAAAAACAAUGCCAGAUUUUGAUCCCCUCCCUCACAUCCCGGUGGUGGAGAUGGUGUCAGAGGACGAGGAGUCACAGGUGGAGAUUCCAAACCCUCAGUUCACUCCCAAUGUGGUGAACUGGAUAAAGCAAAUAAUCCCCCAGCCAGUUGUACCUGGUGCUGUACCAGAACAACAACCCAGCGGUUCCUCCCGCAACUCUCUGGACAAAAUUCUGUCUCCACCACCUGAAUCUCUCAGUGGAAUCUCACUGGAUACUGACAGCAAGGCCUCGAGUGUGGUCGGCUGGUUCGUGUCAGGACUGGGCCUGAAGAUACCUCAGCCCGUCACUCAACCCAAAAAUGAAGCUCCGGGUACAGCUGAAGUUCUACAAAAAGCUUCAACCAAACUCAAACCUGACAUGGUACUAGAAGAUGUGGAUUCAGACAACGAGGGGCAGCAGAAAUGUGUAACUAAGACCAAAGCUGCAGCAACAUCUGCAUCACCGCCUCAACCAUCACCAUCACCUGCAGCACACCAACAACAGGAAGAGAUACAGCAGCCACGAAUCAGUUCGGUGGCAUCCACGCAGUCCCAAGAACCAGAACCAAGAGAGAGCGAGACAAAAUUGUCCCUGGAAGACGCUGAGACCCAGACGGGCCGCUGGACGCCAUUUAUUGAAAGCAUCAAGAGGGAGGCUGAAGAUGUGGCCAUGGCCACCAUGGAGGAACGCUUGCUGCAGGAACGCACGGAGAUGGCACGUAUGGCUGAGGAGGUUGCCCGGCAUACAGCUGAGAUGGCCAUUAGACAGAUGGCCAUUGAGGGACAGUCCAUCAAACUCUCACUGGGGAGUCAAGAACUGCUCGAGGAGCCUGAAGUCGAGCUGCCGGUGUCACAAGAGGAGAGCGAGAUGGAGCACAGCAACGUCUCAGAAAAGGAGGAGAACCUUUCUGUGGAGGAAGAGGAGGAAGAGACUGAAGAACCUAUCAUCAGCGAACAAGGGCCUGAGGAAGAAGAGGAAGAGCCACAGAAGAAAUCCCCUUCUCCACCUCCAAGUCCUGAACCAGUGGAGACCCCUGAGCCGGACCCCGAACCACAACCAGAGACUGAGACCCAAGAAGCCAAAGCUGAGCCUGUAACUGAGCAGCCACAGAAAGCACAGGAAGACGACCAAGACACCAAAUCUGACGACGCUGCUGAAAAAGAGGAGGAAGCUUCUGGGGACGGCUGUGGUGCUCCAGUCAGCUGUGAUGCAUUUAAGAGCUGCCUGAUGCGCAUUCCUCACACCUCCGAGUGCCUCGGCAACAUCAACGCGUUCUUCAAAGAGAACGGCAUCUCCCCUCCCAAAAUACCCUCCAUGCCUACGCUACCCACCCAGCUCUCUGACGUUACCAAGUACCUACCCUCCCUACCACCUGAACUGCGCCAAGAGCUCUCUCAAAUCAGACUCACGCAGGUUCCCCGAAAUAUCUACCAGACUCUGACUGAGCUUUUGCCCAGAGAAUCCGAGGGUUCAGUCAGCCCCAACCUGUCCACCAUCUCUCAGAGCUUUUCAAACAUCCCGCAGAAGCUCUCGCAGAUUCCCAGCCAAACGCAGCAGUACUUCAUCAACGUCCAGAACCGCCUCAACAGCCUUAUGCCUCAAGAUCUCAGAUCCCGCUCCCCAUCUCCGUCCUCCGCCAACAGUAGCACCCUCGAGUUGCCCAAUGUGCCGUCCUACCCUCGCCUGCCACCCAUUGUCAGCCCCCCGUCUAAGCAGCUCAGCUCCCCGUCCCGCCAGCUUUCAGGUCUCUCUAACCCGGCGUUCUUCAUUGAAGAUGACUCAGACAUUUCAGCAAUAAGACCCGCAGGAGGGGAGGAACAGAGCUGUAUCCCCCAAAUCCUCACCCCUCAGGACCCUAAAGUAACAACCCUCACUGUUCCUGUGACCCCAACAGGAGGUCGUCAGAGGAGGCUGCAGUCUCAAAGUGAGGAUGAUGAUGAUGAAGCAAGCAUCCCAGUCAGAGCCUGGCCUAGUCAGUCCAGCCUCCACAACACAGAUGAAGUUUUGAAAGAACGUCCGGCAUCUUCAGCCAGUCAGACCAGCACAGUGGUCAAUGAGCGUCUUCAGGAGCUGGUCAGGAUGUUUAAAGAGAGAACAGAGAAGGCCAAGGAGAAACUGAUAGACCCUGACAGCUCUGAUGAAGAUAGCGUCAUCCACUUUCUGACGUUCUGCCUCUCCUCUUUGAUCUAUCAUCAGCUCCUCCUCAGGCGCCUGCCCCUGCAGCUCAGCCAGCAGACGGGCAAGACAAGGAGGCACAAGCAGGUCCAUCAGGAGGAGGAGGAGGAGGAGGAGGAGGAGAAGCAGGAGGAGGAGGAGGUGGAGAAGGAUAAAGAAGGGGGAGAGAGUGAGGCAGAGGAGAAGUCUAGCUGCUGCUGCAAGGUGAAAGCUCCUCGGUGGAUACAAGCCUGUAUGCACUACCGCUUCCCUGCCAGCAUCGACCCUUUCACCAACCUAAUGUACGUGUUGUGGAUGUUUUUGGUCUCUCUGGCGUGGAACUGGAAUGUGUGGUUCAUCCCAGUACGCUGGGCCUUCCCCUACCAGACUCCAGACAAUAUUUAUUACUGGCUGCUGACUGACUACCUGUGUGACCUUAUUUACAUCCUGGACCUCACCGUCUUCCAGCCACGCCUGCAGUUUGUCCGUGGAGGGGACGUAGUGUAUGACAAAAAAGAGAUGAGAAAGAAUUACAUGAAAACCAAACGCUUCAAGUUUGAUUUAGCCAGUCUUGUUCCUCUGGAGUUCUUCUAUUUCAAAACUGGUAUCAACCCUCUGCUCCGCUUACCCAGGCUGCUGAAGAUCAACUCUUUCUUUGAGUUCAACGAGCGUUUAGAGGCCAUCUUGACCAAAGCCUACAUCUACAGAGUGAUACGUACCACCACCUAUCUUCUUUACUGUCUCCACUGUAACGCCUGCCUUUACUACUGGGGCUCUGCCUUCACAGGACUGGGGUCCACCAAGUGGGUUUACAAUGGCAAGGGCAACAGUUACAUCCGUUGUUACUACUUUGCUGUGAAGACCCUGAUCACCAUCGGGGGUCUACCUGAUCCCACCACCCUGUUUGAGAUAGUUUUCCAACUCAUCAACUACUUUGUUGGAGUCUUUGCCUUCUCUAUCAUGAUUGGGCAGAUGCGAGAUGUUGUUGGAGCAGCCACAGCAGGUCAGACCUACUACCGCACCUGUGUGGACAACACUAUCAAAUACAUGUCCUCAUACCGCAUUCCCAAAGAUGUCCAGAACCGUGUCAAAACCUGGUACAACUACACCUGGCAAUCACAAGGCAUGCUGGAUGAGCAGGAACUGCUGACUCAGUUGCCGGAUAAGAUGCGUCUUGACAUUGCUGUAGACGUCAAUUACUCCAUUGUCAGCAAAGUUCCUCUUUUCCAGGGUUGUGACAGACAGAUGAUCUUUGACAUGCUGAAAAGCCUUCGCUCUGUUGUUUACCUGCCAGGAGAUUAUGUCUGCAAAAAGGGUGAGGUUGGUCGGGAGAUGUACAUCAUAAAGGCGGGGGAGGUGCAGGUGGUUGGAGGACCAGAUGGAAAGACAGUUUUUGUCACUCUCAGAGCAGGUUCAGUCUUUGGAGAGAUCAGCUUGCUUUCAGUUGGUGGCGGGAACAGACGCACAGCCAAUGUGAUUGCUCAUGGCUUUGCCAAUCUCUUCAUCCUGGACAAGAAAGACCUGAAUGAGAUCCUAGUCCACUACCCCGAGUCCAAGAAACUACUCCGCAAGAAGGCCAGAAAAAUGCUCAACAAGGGAAAGAAACCUGAGCCCAAAGAAGAGGCUAAGGAGCAACCCCAAAUACAGGUGGCCCCUGUCAAGCAAGAGACCCCCAAACUGCUCAGAGCGGCCCUGGAGAUGAAAGAGAGAUCCUCUGGUCUUAAAGGAGCUCUGGCUAAAGUCAAACAGAAGACCAACAAGUCCAGUAUCUCACUGCAGCCGUCCAUCUCCUCCUCCCUCCCUCCUCCAUCUCCCGCCUCCAGCUCCGGACCUGAAAGAGACGAGGACACGCCGUCACCCAUGUCAGCCAGCUCUACGUUUCCCUCUGCUUCACAUUGCCGCAACCACAACAACAACUCUGCGAUGCCUCUCCCUGCAUCGCAGUGCCACAGCGACACAGACGAACCUGCGGCGCAUCAAAAGGAGGAGGAUGACAGUGACGAGGAAGGGGAAAAGGGCGGGAAGGAGAAAGAAAAGAAGCGGUGA
This is a messenger RNA of Scomber scombrus (Atlantic mackerel), 4617 nucleotides long. RefSeq names its product cyclic nucleotide-gated cation channel beta-1-like. NCBI's taxonomy places the organism in Eukaryota, Metazoa, Chordata, Actinopteri, Scombriformes, Scombridae. Gene Ontology annotation, biological process: monoatomic cation transmembrane transport; retina homeostasis. Gene Ontology annotation, cellular component: photoreceptor outer segment; intracellular cyclic nucleotide activated cation channel complex; plasma membrane. The record is from RefSeq and is a predicted model, not a curated record. Gene Ontology annotation, molecular function: intracellularly cGMP-activated cation channel activity; protein-containing complex binding; cGMP binding.